UUUAUUUGUUCGUCGGGCAUCCGCUACAAACAAUAAAAAGGAGCUUUGUGGAAAAACACUGUUAAUGUGAAAGCGCGACCUCUCAUUUUAAAUUAAAAAAAGAUUAUCUGCAAUUAUAUCAAGUGAUUAUAUUCAAAUCUGCUAAAUGGCGAAAAAGCAGAUGUUUUUUGGAUACUUUCAUAGAUUGUCUUUUAUGAUCAUUGUGUGGAUGCUCUUGAGAUCAAAUAAAAAUGUAACGAUUGUUAGCGCAUCUACGACACGAAAUGGAAAUGCUUUGCAAUUAUCGUCUGGAGAGGAGAUGUUUGACACGAGCAUUAAGAAUACUCCUAAAGUUGAUCAAGCUCAAGGCGAUGGAAAAAAUGUUAAUAAUGAGUUAGAUGAAUCUCGGAAAGAAUUUAUUGAUGGGUACAGCUACAGUUGUCUUAAUAAAGUUAAACGUGCUCCUAAUGGUUUCAUAGGUAUGCGGGGAAAAAAAUUUAUCUCAAAACAUGACGAAGAGAAUACAAAUGCUUAUGAAUAUCUUCAAAUGCGAAAUGAUCAACGGUAUAAAAAGGCGCCUACAGCUUUUUAUGGCGUAAGGGGUAAAAAAAUCGCUGAUGACUUGAAGCGUUGGCAAGAUUUAAUGCAAAAAAUCGAGACUGAGCAAGUGCAAGAAAUCCUUUUAAAAGAAUUUAUCGAACAUUUAAUGAGAAUCGGUGAGACGAAUAAUGAGUUAAUAAUCAAACGAGCACCGAAUGGCUUCACAGGCGUAAGAGGUAAACGACCGGACUAUCAAAGAAGUCAACAAUCAAAGCAAGAAAAUGAUGCUGUUAAGCCUUUUACCGGCAUCGAUAAUAAUAAUGGUUUGUCGGUGAUUAGAGGAAAAAGAUCCUUUCUAAUGCAUAAUUUUAGUAAACGUUCACUUAGGCCGUCAAUACGUCAGCGAAAUUUCUUCGAUUUUUGGAAAAAGUCACCAUACGGUGAUAGUAGACGUCAGCGAUUCGUAGAUUUUGGUAAUAAAUUCGUAGCAGUUCGUGGUAAAAAGAGUUCCUAUCCUAAUCUUAAUGGCGAGCCGACCAAAGAAACAAAUACUUUUUUAAAUAAUCAUCUUAAUAAGAGUUCAUACUGGUUGCCUAACAUGGGCGAAAGCAUUGGAAAAUCUAUACCAAAUACUUUAAUAGACACGAAUAAAAAUAUGGUCGACUUACUGAGGGCUUAAACUAUGCAGCUAAUUAAAUCGAUCGCACAAACUUGGUAUAAUUAAU
Messenger RNA from Glossina fuscipes, 1244 nucleotides. Its product is annotated as tachykinins. Lineage: Eukaryota; Metazoa; Arthropoda; Insecta; Diptera; Glossinidae. The record is from RefSeq and is a predicted model, not a curated record. The transcript is spliced from 6 exons. The coding region runs from base 146 to 1198 and encodes 350 amino acids.